Rhipicephalus microplus (southern cattle tick) is the source of this 1251-nucleotide messenger RNA. Its product is annotated as zinc finger and BTB domain-containing protein 8A. The record is from RefSeq and is a predicted model, not a curated record. Gene Ontology annotation, biological process: regulation of transcription by RNA polymerase II. Gene Ontology annotation, cellular component: nucleus. Lineage: Eukaryota; Metazoa; Arthropoda; Arachnida; Ixodida; Ixodidae. Gene Ontology annotation, molecular function: DNA-binding transcription activator activity, RNA polymerase II-specific; RNA polymerase II cis-regulatory region sequence-specific DNA binding.
AUGGACGUCUCUUCCGAUCCACCUGUGGCCGGCGGAGAUUAUGUGGUGUCACCUAACGCUACCGUUCUUUCUUCGUUCAAUGUAACGUUCCCGCACACGAUUAUCACUAUGAAGGACAACGUGGCACGUCUCCCUAUUGUCAACUUUGGAAUUUGUGCGGAAGUACUGCCUCGAGGAAUAUGCCUAGCAACACUUGCCUCGGCCAGCGACUACAACCUUUCUGCUUUUAUAGAGGAUACACCGUCACCUCCUAGUCUUGAGUUGGGCACUACCCAAGAUGGCAUAACGAAAAUGAUCACAUCUGAUCUCCCUGCCGAGCAUGUGCACGCGCUUCAUAGCCUUCUUGCGUCGUAUGAAGACAUCAUUGAUCUCCACGACCGACCACUAGGCCAAAUGACCAUCGUAAAGCAUCGGAUUAGCACCGACCAUGCAAAUCCGGCAUAUCGGCGGCCCUAUCGGAUAUCCUCCAUCGAACGCCAUGUGAUCCAGAAAGAAGUCGACAAGAUGCUUGCUCGGAACAUCAUUGAGCCUUCUUCAAGCCCCUGGGCUUCGGCAGUCGUCCUGGUCAAAAAGAAAGAUAACAGCUGGCGUUUCUGUGUCGACUACCAGAAUCUUAACAAGUGCCACCUUCGUUCACAGGCGAUCGUGUCCAAGGCACGUAACGACGCACCAAGGCAAACCAAGGAGAUUCACGAAGACAAUGGAUUCAUGAGCACAGCCAUUGAGAGGGAGCCUUCAGAUAUUGGUGAUGAGCAGAGUCGCGAAGUUGGUGUCGAAGGACCAGCCAAAGCGUGUGGCGAUCCAGGGCACAUUAACACCAAGACGGAGCUUCCAAGUUCCAGUAGUGACCAGUGCGAAGCAACAGCUACGGGCACUACUUUGCAGAUGACGGGUGGUCGAGAAGACAACGAAUGCAUCAGCAAAGGCAGUGUUGGGUUCACCACGAAGCAGGAGCUUUUGAAGCAUGUUCACAGCCACCCAACAAGCACGACGCGCCUGGAGUGUGGGCAGUGUGGUGCUACCUUCAUCAAGGAGGCGUCACUCAUUGAACACCACAAAAUGCACGUGCCCAGUGCUACUGGGGACCACAAGUGUCCUUACUGCACCGAUACCUUCGCACUUCAAUGUGACCUGACUGCGCAUCUGAGGAACCAUAAGGCCGAGCGGCCUUUCGCCUGCGACCUCUGCGGAAAGAGAUUUGUGCAGCACUUUCAGUUGGUCACCCACAGCCGGAAAUGCACAGAGCAGUAG